AUGUAUUCUUGGUGUAACCUACCUGCGUCUGUACUAAACAACAACACCCUCCAAGCCCAGCAGUGCACUUCGGGUACUGUGUUGCCCGGCGAGACAUGCACAAUCUGCCCUAAUACCGAUAUAGCAGGCGUAGGUGUGAGAGCCGCGUUCUAUGUGCAGAGUCUGUUCAAUACCCUUUUAGUGAUAUUUUCCCCGGAGGAUUCAGUACCAAGUGCCUGGGCGAGUACCUUACUGACUGCAGCACUCGUCAUAGCGGCCGUCGUCCAGAAGAUUCAAGGCAGCAUUACACUCCAUCACUCUAUUCUAGUACUCAACUAUGCGACCCUCUCCUGUAUUAGCUCCCUUGCUAUCGCACCCAUCCUUCCGGUUUGGCGGAUAGAGUCUGGCGACCCCGUUGCCAGGGGGAUCAAACGGGGACGAGAGCACGUCCAAUCUCAAGGAGAUGACACUGAGUCCAUAACGAACAUGCUCCUCAACACCAAUGUCUAUACGAAGACGCGGAGAAGAUACAUCCGAAUGUCCCAGGAGAAGCAACGCACAGUACUUGCGCUCGCGCUCUUUCUACAGGUAAUUCUCCAAUGGUCAUGGGGAAUCCUCAUGUUCGUAUCGCCCAGCUACAGCCAGAAGGCCUGCAGUGCCGACACAGUGCUACUGUUCUUUUUUGUGCCGUUGACUGCUCAACAUAUCAAUGACGGCCGAUUUUAUGUUUGGGCUUUGUGGUUACUUCUUUCGCUAGGUGUCACAUUAUUCUUGACCGUAAUCUUGGCGAUUUCCAGUCGCACUCGCGCACGCAAGGCGUUAUCGCGGCAUUCUACCAUCUCUUCCAUAAGUUCGACUUCAUCUCCGUUUUACCAACAACUAUAUCAUACUACGAUGGCAUCGAUGCCCCCAUUGAAGGACCCCAGAAGACAGUCCAUCUUCUGGGGCAACGUCCUGUUCGCAAGUUUCUGGAUAUUGUUGAUAAUUGCGUCCGAACUGCAAAUAAGAAUGAACUGUAUCUUCUCCGGAGAGAACUAUUUCGGAGGUUUUGGCCAGAUCACAGCAACCUUUCUGGCCUUCACGCCCAUCUGGAGUCUCACAGUCGCGCUGUACCGAUAUCCUGCGGAACUCCGGAAACAACGGCGUAGAGAGCUGGCUGCACGGACCUCCAGUCUCCGCCACCCCAGUCCAGCAGCUGUAAGCCGUAUCGAAGUGUUUCCGCAUCGAGUUCAUGCGGCAAAAGUGGAUGAUGGGCAUUUGUAG
Molecule: messenger RNA, 1242 nt
Organism: Fibroporia radiculosa
Lineage: Eukaryota; Fungi; Basidiomycota; Agaricomycetes; Polyporales; Fibroporiaceae
Exons: 6
Coding region: 1-1242 (413 amino acids)
Source: RefSeq, a predicted model, not a curated record